AUGGAAGGUUCGCUGAUGCCAAUUGCUAUUGGAAUAAGCCGUGCCAUUGGCUUGUGCAAUCUUCGCUAUAUGCCGGAACUGAAACGCUUUGAGCUGGAUCAUGGGGCCAUGAUGGUUUAUUGGCUGUUCUUAGAUGUAGUGUACCUGGUGCUCACGCCCACGACCUUUAUCGUGAUGGUUCAUAGCUUCUUUAGCUGCCAGGAUAUGGACAUGCUGGCUGUGGCUUUUAGCGCAGUGGCUCUGGCCAAAGGCUGCUCGAUGCUGGUGAUGCUGGCUAGCAUUUGGCUGCGACGUCGACGAGUGCAGCGUCUCGGAAAUGGUCUGCUAGCGUUGGUUGAGCGAUAUCCCCGAUAUCAUGACUAUAGCUUCUGGCGGCGACACUCUUGGAAACUCUUCUUGGGCACCGCACGUUUUGUAGUGCUGAUACAUCAGCUGUUUGGACCAGGCAGCGCGCUCAUGUGUGGCGAAGACGAUGAAAUCGUGACAAAAGUACCGCCCACUUACAUUGUCCUGGCCGUGGCUACUCUGCUGAUGGAACUAGCGCUUAGUUGCUCUGACACCUUGAUAUACUUUCUGCUGGCCACCAGCAAUCGUCUGCUUGAGUGCAUGUCGCAGGAGCUGCUUGAGCUGGCACAGGAUGUGCGCUGGUUACCCUCAUCGCAUGGCUGCCAUCGAAGUGUUUACCAGCGCCAGCUUUUGGCCGCUUGGCGGCGUCUCUGGCGUAGUUGUUUGCGUCUUGAUUGCUUGCUCCAGCAGCUGCUGCAGAUCUUUCAGUUGCAAAUGCUAUUGAAUCUGUUUACCAACUAUCUGAUCGACAUAACUAUUAUAUUCAAUCUGGUUGUCUACUUUGCCGAUGCGGAAUACAUCAGUAAAUGGCGAAUUAUUUUCUAUUUCGUGAUUUGCAUAUCCUACCACUUUGAUAUUAUGAUGCACUUCUCCAUAUUUGGAACCAACCAUCAGCAAUGGAUGCGCCUCUCUGCACGCCUACAAAGGUUGUGGUUUGCACUAAAGCCAUUGAAUAUAGAUUGGCAGGAUACUCACGCGAUGGCCAUGUUGCGUCAGGUCGAGUUCGCUGUGAUUUUUCUCAACCGGAAGCAGCAGCGGCGUCCGGAACGCAUGCGUCGUCUUCAAGUUGUCGGCUUAUUCGAAUUGAACAGAUCAUCAUGGAAUUCAAUGAACUCUUCCAUAGCGACUAAUGUGCUCAUACUAUGCCAGAUUGCAUAUAAGAUUUAUUAUUAG
This is a messenger RNA of Drosophila virilis, 1239 nucleotides long. RefSeq names its product Gustatory receptor 58c (gene Gr58c). Gene Ontology annotation, cellular component: membrane. The record is from RefSeq and is a predicted model, not a curated record. NCBI's taxonomy places the organism in Eukaryota, Metazoa, Arthropoda, Insecta, Diptera, Drosophilidae. Gene Ontology annotation, biological process: sensory perception of taste.